This is a messenger RNA of Daphnia pulicaria, 660 nucleotides long. RefSeq names its product bromodomain-containing protein 3-like. The transcript is spliced from 2 exons. Lineage: Eukaryota; Metazoa; Arthropoda; Branchiopoda; Diplostraca; Daphniidae. Gene Ontology annotation, cellular component: chromatin; nucleus. Gene Ontology annotation, biological process: chromatin remodeling; regulation of DNA-templated transcription. The coding region runs from base 1 to 660 and encodes 219 amino acids. The record is from RefSeq and is a predicted model, not a curated record.
AUGUCUACACCGAAAUCCAGAUCUGCCCUACAUCCAAGUAUGGAACCCAUCAACGGGAAGGUGCAGCCUCUGGUUGUGCCUAUCCGCCCUGGCAGAGUGACAAACAAGCUAAAAUAUCUACAGCACACUGUCUUGCCAGCCCUGUUGGCUUACGAGCAUGCUUGGCCAUUCCACGCGCAAGUAGACACCAUCAAGCUUAAAUUGGCUGACUACUUCCAAGUCGUCAAGUUUCCCAUGGAUCUGGGAACUGUGAUGCAGCGACUAGAAAACCACAACUACCGGUGCGCCAUAGACUGCAUCCUAGACAUCAACAUGAUUUUUGCCAACUGCUACACCUACAACCAACCCAAUGACGAUGUGGUAUUCAUGGGGGAGCAGUUGGAAAACAUUUUCCACCAAACAUUGGCUGGGAUGCCUAAAGUUGAGAUGGAUGACACUUCAACUCGGGGCCAGGCUACCGAAAAACAGAUUGGGCCCCAAGCAUCGGCGACACAAGCGGAUCCUGCUGUGCCCUCAUCAUCCGGACUUCAGAAAUCGUCGGCCCGGUCAUCCAUGCGUGUUGGGAACGAAAGGCAUCCCCAACGGCCGACGACGAGAUCCGGCCGGACGACCCGGAUUCCGGCUCACCUACGAGAAUUCGAUCUUCGGGGCCCCCGAUAG